UUUGAAUAAUUAAUGACGUCGGGCUGUAAACACGACUGACGCUCGGCUGCGUGGCCGAAGCAUCUUCAGAGAAGAAGCAGAACUCACCAGGUUGCGUUUAUCCUCUCGACGGAACCGCUAACAAACACUAAAACCUCGGUUCACCUCGACUCUCAUAUGCCGUCUCUAAAGCCAAGACGGUGCUGCGUCUGUCCUGCGAAGUACCAUGGCUAGAAAGACGGACAUCCCAUCGUCUUACUAUGGUGAGCCGCACAAGUUUGAUCCAACUUUCAGAGGGCCUGUUCAUAACAGGAGCUGCACUGAUGUGGUUUGCUGUGUUAUCUUCAUCAUCGUCAUCCUAGGUUACAUCGCUCUGGGAACCGUGGCCUGGAUCCACGGUGACCCGAGGAAAGUGGUCUAUCCCACCGACAGCCACGGCCAGUUCUGUGGACAGCACGGCACACUGAAUGCAAACAAAGCCAUAUUAUUCUACUUCAACAUAUUGAAAUGUGCCAAUCCUGCAGUGUUAAUUAACCUCCAGUGCCCUACAACCCAGCUCUGUGUCUCAGAGUGCCCUGACAGAUUUGCCACAUUCCUGGAUGCACAGAAUAGUAAAGACUGGGAAUAUUACAAGCAAUUCUGCAAGCCGGGCUUUGAAAUUGGCCGUAAGCCAGGAAAACAAGUCUUACGGGAUGAAGACUGCCCAUCUAUGAUUGUGCCAAGCCGACCUUUCCUUCAGCGGUGCUUCCCUGAUUUUAUUACAAGAAAUCAAAUUUUAACUGUAGCGAACCAAACCAACUUCAAAGAUGGUGAUGGUAAAAUCAGGAGUGUCAGUGACCUCAAAGAUGCUGCCAACCAAGUAACUGCCAUGCAACAAGGAGUCGACAGAGGUAUCGCCAGUCUUCUCAAUGCCAAAGAAGUCGGCAUCAAGAUCUUUGAGGAUUAUGCCAGCUCCUGGAACUGGAUCCUGAUUGGCCUGGUGAUCACCAUGGUAGUCAGUCUCCUCUUCAUUCUGCUGCUGCGUUUCACCGCUGGCGUGUUGCUGUGGCUCAUCAUCUUUGGCGUCAUCACUGUGGUUGGCUAUGGUAUCUGGCACUGCUAUUGGGAGUACAGCACAUUAAGAGGGAAGCCAGAUGCUAACGUCACCAUUUCAGAUAUCGGCUUCCAUACAGAUUUCAGAGUUUACCUUCAGCUCAGCCAGACGUGGCUCAUCUUCAUGAUUUCACUUUGUGUAACUGAGGCCGUCAUUGUCAUUAUGCUGAUAUUUCUGAGAACAAGGCUACGCAUCGCAAUUGCAUUAUUGAAGGAGGGGAGCAAGGCCAUCGGCUAUGUCAUGUCCACUCUAUUUUAUCCAAUAAUCACCUUUUUCCUUCUGGCCAUCUGCAUAGCUUACUGGGCCGUCACAGCAGUCUUCUUAGCAUCCUCUGGUGAUGCCGUCUAUAAGGUGCUGUCCACAGAUGUUAAAUGUAUGUACGCCAAUCACACAUGCAAUCCAGAGACCUUCCAUCAGUCCAAUGUUACCAAACUGUGCCCAGGGUCACAGUGCAUGUUUGCCUUCUAUGGUGGAGAGAGUCUGUACCACCGUUACAUCUUAGUCCUCCAGCUGUGUAACGUGUUUGUAUUCCUGUGGUUGGUCAACUUUACUAUCGCCCUGGGCCAGUGCACCCUUGCCGGGGCUUUUGCAUCCUACUACUGGGCUCUGAAAAAGCCAAACGACAUCCCAGCGUGUCCUCUCUUCUCCUCAUUUACUCGAGCCAUACGUUACCACACAGGUUCUCUGGCCUUUGGUUCUCUGAUUCUCGCUGUGGUGCAGAUGUUCCGAAUUGUUCUUGAGUACAUGGAUCAUAAACUCAAAGGUAGUCAUAACACAUUUGCCCGUUUCAUACUUUGCUGCUUCAAAUGCUGCUUCUGGUGCCUGGAGCGUUUCAUCAAAUUUCUAAACAGAAAUGCAUACAUUAUGGUAGCAAUAUAUGGCAAGAACUUCUGCACCUCUGCAAAGGACGCUUUCUGCCUCUUGAUGAGGAAUGUUAUUAGGGUCGCUGUCCUGGACAAGGUGACAGAUUUUCUGCUGUUCUUGGGAAAACUUCUUAUUUCAGGAAGCGUUGGUGUUCUGGCAUUUUUCUUUUUCACACGCAAGAUACCAGUUAUCCAAGAACAGGUGCCAUCCCUAAAUUACUACUGGGUCCCCCUGCUGACUGUGAUAUUUGGAUCCUACCUGAUUGCACAUGGCUUUUUUAACGUCUACGCCAUGUGUGUGGACACUUUGUUCAUUUGCUUUUUGUGGGACCUGGAGACAAAUGACGGCUCUCCUGCUCAGCCCUACUAUAUGAACCACACCUUGAGGCGCAUCCUGAAAAAGAAGAACGUGAAGAUGAAGAGGAGAAGAUAGGCACAAGAAGAAAGGUGAGGAAGGACAAUGAAUGGAGGUCUUUUACCAAAGCUCACUGCAACAUGCACAUCUGGGAAAAGACUUUUUUUUUAACCGGGACACAUUAGUGGACAACAGAAGGACAUGGUGGAAGAGUGGUGGUGGGUUUUGCCUCCCAACGAAAAGGUUCCCUGUUCAAAGCCACCCAUGCUUCAAUGUCCAUGUGCAUCUGGACUUGUCAGGAAGGACAUCUGAUGUGAAAGCAGUGCCAAAUAAACAUGCAGGAUCUGCUGUGGUGACCCCUAGCAAUGACAGGAGCAGCCAAAAUUGUAGGCAAAUGAUAGAUGUCUAAUUGUAAUGGUUUGAUUCACCUACAUUUGUAAAUUAACUAGAGGUUGGUCAAUAUUUUAUUUACAAGUAACCCUGCAGCCAGUUUAGAAAUAUGUUUUGUUUUUUGUUUGUUUGCCAUUUUCGUGUUUGAGUUUGUCAAAACUAUGGCAGCCCCUGCAAGUAAUGGAAUGUUAUACAUAUAACCAGAUAAUAAUUAACUAUAUACUCAUUUAUCGUCAAAAAAUGUACUUCACAAUAAGCUCUCGCAUGAGUGUUGGUUUGUAAUUGUUGGAGUUUAUCAGACAUCUUGGUGUUUAUUUUACAGUUUCCAUUAUGUGCCACAUGGUGGUGAGAGUUUAUGUUAAAUGGAGCAUUCUAGAAAAUAGGUUUAAUGAAAACUGAGUUAGUUGACUCAGAGUUGAAAGAAAAUGAGUGUUAUAAUAAGAAUAAUCUUUAUUGUCCACAAAUAGGGAAUCUUUUCUUCAGUUUCAGGUUGGAUAAUACAGACAGCAGUGAAAGAUAUAGUUUCAGUCUAUCGGUCUAUAAGUCACAUUUGUUUUUUAACUGUGGUACUACUACUGCUUCAUACAACAAGAAUAUGAAAUUAAUCAGUGCAUUAUUUAUUUAUAAUGCAAACACGACAUUAGCGAGCAGAGGCAGGGGUGGUGGCCAAGUGGUUAAGGCCAUCUAACAUAAAACUUGCCAAAUCAGCAUGCAAAUCCACCUCUAAUCGGCUGUGGCGACCUCGAGUAAAACAAGGGAGAAGCCGAAGGUACUUUACUUACAUUAGUGAGCAGAAGCUAUGGGCUAAUUAAUGUUACUGGAAGAGAGGCUCGAGAGUAAACGUCUUUUAAAUUUUUAUUUCUACAUCACAUUUUAUAUGAACUGUUUUAAUGUUGUUUUAUUAUGUUAAGCAAAAGUCCUACAUGAAUAGUGCUGCAUAAAUAAAUGUUUUAUUAUUUAUUAUAAAUUGCUUCUUGCUGCCCCUGAACAGAUAACAUGAAGAAGCAGCUAAAUGUGUGCAUGUUUACAUUGCUAAAUGUAAAUAUACUUGUUAAUUGAUUGAACAUUUUUAAAACAUUAUAGUUACCAU
Messenger RNA from Thalassophryne amazonica, 3770 nucleotides. RefSeq names its product solute carrier family 44 member 5b (gene slc44a5b). Bases 206 to 2368 code for a protein of 720 amino acids. Lineage: Eukaryota; Metazoa; Chordata; Actinopteri; Batrachoidiformes; Batrachoididae. Gene Ontology annotation, biological process: transmembrane transport. Gene Ontology annotation, molecular function: transmembrane transporter activity. The transcript is spliced from 23 exons. The record is from RefSeq and is a predicted model, not a curated record. Gene Ontology annotation, cellular component: membrane.